Molecule: messenger RNA, 5567 nt
Organism: Acanthaster planci (crown-of-thorns starfish)
Lineage: Eukaryota; Metazoa; Echinodermata; Asteroidea; Valvatida; Acanthasteridae
Product: protein dispatched homolog 1-like
Biological process (GO): smoothened signaling pathway
Cellular component (GO): membrane
Molecular function (GO): transmembrane transporter activity
Source: RefSeq, a predicted model, not a curated record
GGUGGCGCUCUUCAUAUGUGACAGCUGUGGUGACGCUCCGUACGACACACAAUACAGUAAAGGACAAUGCGUAAAAGUGUUCUCUUGAAGGAGCAAUUAUGGGGGAGAUAUGGGGAAAGGAGACUUGCUACACAAGGCUGGACAAAAACUUGGCCAUUAUUGGGGAAAAGUGCACAAAUUUUUUACGGAAAUGGGGGAAUGCCCUCUGUGUCAACUGAGAAUAGAAAACAGGACUAUAGUCAGCAAUAACUCAAAAGAGAAUGUAGAGCUGUCGGUUUGGACGCCAAAAUUAAUGUCUGUCCCGGUCACGUCUUUCAAAUGUCCUGGUUGGCAUGUUGAUAAUGCGCAGGAUCCACACGUACGUGGACGGUAAUUAUAGUGAUACUCAAUUUGCGUCACGAUCAGUCGUAUUGGAGACAGAAAGCAAGCUCAUGAAGUAACCGAAGGCCCCACGACAAUAACAAUCGAAGUUAAUUGCCUUAUCCGCUAUUGGCAGAAGGCAUUCUUGCGUGAUCAGUAUCGACUGGCGUACUACACGAGAAUCGAUAGGCCUGUACAAGCGUUUGAUAAUCGUGGCAAACUUCGGAGUGUCUGCAAAUGUGACUCGCAUCUAGCGCUUGUCACAUCUUUACAUUGGAUUCAACUCGAACAAAAAACAGCUCUGAAACUCGAUAACUAUAAGGAACUACCGAAAACAUUUAUUCGCCUUUCGUCUUGAAAGUUCUUCAAGUUGUUUCAACAACAAACAGCAGUAUGGAUGAAUCCAUCGAAAAAGGAGACACGAAUUCCGAUUCGGGACAAAAUGGAAGCAAAGGAACAACAGCAGCAUUUAGUAUCAGCGAUUCGUAUGCCAGGUUUCUGACAAACUUUUGGUACGUGAUUUGCAUCCUCGCUUUCGCCACUAUGACUGAAUGCGGAACGAUAGUGUUCACUUUGUACAAGUUUCCCGAUUUAUCAGAUCCCGAAAAGGGUUUCGAGGCACGAGGCACCGUAAUUUCUGCACGUCUUCGGAGUUUUGGUAACAUGCUGUAUCGCUCUGAUGACUACUUAGUUCAGCAGGCUAUCCCUCCAGCGUUCAGUGGAGAGACCAGCUUCGAUUCCCACCUGAGCUGCCUUCCUGAAGCGGCAUCUCGAGCUGAUCAAUACCAGCCAACAAUUUGGUUCAGUGCGUCACUAUGGGAUUGGGACAAACGAGUUGCCAAGGUGAUAUUUGAAGGAGUUGAUGGACGAGACAUGCUUUCCGCAUCAAGUCUGAAGUCAGUAUGCUCUGCAGAAACCAACCUCAUUUCGUCUCAUCCCAUGUACCAGUCGAACUGCCUCUGCCAUGAUGCUGGACGGUGCUCAAGCACUUGGUCUCUUGGAAACUAUGUUGCCUUACUGUCCAAUAAGACCUCGUGCCAAGAUAUCACCGACAGCGACGUGGAACAAGUGAUCAUGUUAUUGGAGCAGUGUGUAUCAAUCUUCCAUAAUCGCACUCGCUCGGAGGUCGAAGAUUCGCGUGACUUUCACACCAUGCCUGCGGAAUGCGCCCAACACGACUUCGCCCUCCACACCAUGCUGUUCUUUCUCCUGCCCUCGAAUUUCAGCGAGAGCAUCUUAAAAAACGAAUCGGCCACAGCAGAUGUGGCGGCUGUGUUUUUUCCGGUGAACACAUCCGAACGGUCCGCCCUAGAGGCGAUUUACCGUGACAACCUGCAGGGCUGCUCCUGCUCCGACGGUAUCACCAAACUCAAAGCGGUGGACUUUUCCCUCAAGUACAGUUCAUUCUCCAGCCUUCUCCUGGCAGAUUCACUCUACCUGGGUAUCGGCGUGUUGGGGAUAUUCAUCCUUAUAUGGACUUACACUGGUUCCUUCAUAGUAACUUUAGCGUCGUUGUUCAAUAUUGCUUACUCUCUCGUGAUGGCGUACUUUUUGUACACCGUCGUAUUCGCCAGGCCGAUCUUUACGUUUAAUAACACCAUAGCAACAAUCCUUGUCAUCGGUAUCGGGGCAGACGAUGCCUUCGUGUUCAUGGACCUGUGGAAGAAAAGCGUCUCGGAGAUAGGUGAGAACGACUUGGUGGCGUUGACUCGGGAGACACUACGACACGCUGCGACGACAAUGUGCGUCACGAGCUUCACCACUACGGCGGCGCUGUACGCCUGCAUCAUUUCGGAUAUCACCGCCAUCAAGUGUUUCGGCGUGUUUGCUGGCACAGCGAUCUUGAUGAAUUUGUUCCUAACCCUGUCCAUCACGCCGGCGUUCGUCAUCGUCAGCCACAAGCUGACGAACUGUACCUGUCGCCCGAAAGGCAAAGAUGACAAAGAAGUUGCUACAAGCCACUACACUUCGAACUGUGUCACCCAUCGACAGCGACUACUCGAGUUUCUGAGAUGGUUCUUUGAAGGAACCCUACCCUCCGUCGUCUUCAGGCUGAGGUAUGUCUGGAUCGUCAUUUACCUCCUGUUUGUCGCAGGGGGCGCUGUUGUGAUAUUUUACAAUCCUGGUCUAAAGCUACCGAGUGUCGAAGAGAACCAGCUUCUCAUCCGAUCUCACCAUUUCGAGCAGUACGACUUCACUUACAAAGGAAAGUUUUCCUUUUCCAGGGAGAACAAACUUAAUGUUCUUGGAUUCCUUGUGUGGGGUGUGGAGGCAGUUGACAACGGUAACUUAUGGGAUCCCGAUGAUUGGGGAACAUUUAAUCCCCAUGAGGCCUUCAGAUUCUCCAGUCCAUCUGAUCAGGAGUGGUUGCUGGACUUUUGCAAAGAUUUGAAGAAUCAGACCUUCUUCAAACCCGAUGGUCUUUACCUCUGUUUCAUCGAGACCAUGAAGCUUGUCAUGGGCUGGAAGUGCCUUGUCCACCCUAUCACUGGUCAGGAUGCUUCGCCAUGCUGCGGCCAAACGUUCCCCUUCCCCGAAUCAGUCUUCAAUAUUUGCCUGAGUCGCUUCCACGACGCGGGUUACAUCCCUACGAUAAGGUACAGAAUAAACAGCUCUGAGCUCGCUGUUCUCACUGUGCCGUUCACGAUGCCCUACAAGGAGAGCUUGUCCUACGCCGUCAACGAUGAACUCUGGACAUUGGCCAACACCUGGAUGGAAUCAAGAAUGAAAUCUGCGCCGUUGCAUCUCCAGCACGGAUGGUUUGUACCAGCUACAACAGACAUAGGCUUCUACGACCUCCAAAAGAGUCUGGCUUCGGGCACGGUGUUUUCCAUACUGCUGACUUUAGGUCUGGGAUCCUUAAUUCUGAUCUUUACCAUUCAGAACGUAAUACUUGCGAUCAGUGCUACGAUAACCAUAGCAAGUACUGUUAUUGUUACGACGGCUGUUUUGGUUUUAAUUGGCUGGGAGUUAAACAUUGUGGAAUCCAUUGUAAUUACGCUGUCAGUGGGUUUGUCUGUAGAUUUUACCAUCCAUUAUGGCGUUACGUAUAGGCUGGCGCCGUAUCAUGACCGUAAGAGCAGAACUCGUUAUUCUCUGUCCACCAUAUCUGGCGCUAUUUCCCUUGCGGCUCUGUCCACCUUUUUGGCGGGAGCUUUCAUGAUGCCCGCCACGGUGUACGGUUACGUACAAUUCGGCAUCUUUCUCAUGAUCGUCAUGGUCGUCAGUUGGACUUACAGUACGUUGUUCUUCCAAUCGCUUGGCUUCGUCAUUGGUCCCCAGUAUACAACUGGUAACCUGCCCUGUUCUUCGCUGUGUGGCUGCUUUGGUUAUAAUGAUAACAGAAAAGAUGCCCCCAAUACGGAAAACCCGGAACCAGGCAUCGAAGACUUUGCAACAUGCGAUGAUCCAUUAUCAGAAAAUGAUAGUAUGAUUACUAAUAGACGUUGUUUAGAAAUGUAUGGUCUCACUGGCAACCAGUCAACACUAGAGGGAGUGUACUAUGGGGAAACUGAAACGACUAAAUUCAUCGACCAAGGCAGAUACAUGCUAAAACAGCGCCAUUCGGAAUUUCUUACACCGAUACCUGAAUCAAUAGUGUCUUCCAGGGAGUAUGAAGUUUGUUCAUCGAAUAAACUCCCAACCAAAGCAAAUAUUUACGAAGUUCACGAACAAUCUACAAAGAGUACAGAAUGUGUUUCGGGUGGAAACACGGCGGAGAGGGACACUCCAUCAUCGAAGAAACCUGCGGAAUCAUUGGAGAAUGAUUCUGUCGACUAUCAAGUCUCACACUCGGAAAAUGUACAACCCCAUUCUCGUCUAAAUGCCCACCAUUCAAACCGUCUAAAGACAACAGAAACUCUUGUCAAAGUCCAUGAACAAUCGACAAAAGAGGUGCGUUUUCUAUGUGAAAGCGAAUCACAAAUUUCGAAAUUAUCUUUUGACGAGUCCCCUGUCGAUCAUCCCGAUCUAGAGACAAAUAACACCCCACCAGAACUCCACCACCAUCAAACCGAGAAUCUCGAAGAAACAAGAAAACCUCAAGAAGAUGAUACAGUUUCAUCUUAAAAGUCAUCGCAUUCUACGGGUCUUGAAUCAACCCUUGAAUUCCUUUCUACAGUCGGAAUUCUAGGCGUCCGCAUCAGACCAAAGCCCAUCACCGGAAAACACUCCCGACGUUAAAGGCAAUUGCGUACUUUAUGAUCCGGUUCAUGACAUCCGUUUUUGAUGUUGGCUUUCACCUCUGGCUGCCAACAUAUUCCAACAACUGGAGAGUACUGUCAUGAAAUAUUCCUCCCCAAAUAAUGUUCUCAGCUAAAAAUCGGGAUAACCGGUCUCUAAACUGCUUCACAUAUCGUCUUCGCUUGUGUUUCCCCCAGUUAAAAGGUUUUGUUCAAAGAAUAUUGUUCAUCCAACGAUUGCAUGAAGUUGGUUGAAGGUGUAUAUUUAUAAGUAACAUUUAUAAGUAAACAAUAAUGCCAAUUUCCAAUGUGAAAACCACAAUACCCUAUAGAAACAGUAUAGUUGGUAAGCACCUGUUAGAGUUAAAACAGUAGAUAGCAUUUUUAUCACUGAUGAAGUCUUCGAACUUUUAAAAUAAUAUUCAUUUUAUUUUGCUCACUUGAGCGAAUCAAAUUUGUGGAUAAAGUGUUUAGCCGUCCAAAAAGCCAUGUAUGAAACUGGUCGGUUUGGGACUCCUGAGGGCAGGCUGCCUACCGACAGGGGACAUUCGUACAAAUAACGAUUGUUACAUCUGUUGUGGUAAUUAUCUGAGAAAUUUGGUUGAUACUCAUAAAUGAAGAAAAGCAUACUGACAAAAAUCAUCCCACGUCUCCCUGUUUAAAUUUUAGACAACCUAUUCUGCAUUCUUUCAUUCUGUUGAAACUUCAAUUUCACGUAGGCUUAAGUGGACUCAGAAGAUAAAACGUUAUUGGAAAAGAUGUGUUUCAGUUAAAGGGUUGACUGUAUCAAAAUUAUGGAUCAGUUGUGAGCUUUAACAUUUCAAAGUGUUUCGCCGACCCGUUCAAUGUCGUGUUGAAUGACAUCUUCGUGGGGUCCCGCCAUUUGGCAUUGAAAAUAACAUUGCAACGCAAGGGGUUGUAGAGAAACAGUGGAUAGGUGCAUAUCUUUGGUUAUAAAUGGGUUUGUGUUUGCUACUGUGCACAAAAUACUGCAGACGACGACCAGACCUACAUAUGCAGACGACA